Messenger RNA from Zingiber officinale, 896 nucleotides. Its product is annotated as pre-mRNA cleavage factor Im 25 kDa subunit 2. Gene Ontology annotation, cellular component: mRNA cleavage factor complex. The record is from RefSeq and is a predicted model, not a curated record. The transcript has 7 exons. Lineage: Eukaryota; Viridiplantae; Streptophyta; Magnoliopsida; Zingiberales; Zingiberaceae. Gene Ontology annotation, molecular function: mRNA binding. Bases 130 to 732 code for a protein of 200 amino acids.
CUGCGCCUCCUAUCGUACCGUACCCAUUCAUUGCGGCGAUUCGCUUCCUUGCCGUGGUCGCCGUCGUUGACCAGCGGCGUUGCUGAGAGCGGUGCACGCGCGGAGGAGCUCGAGGUGAAGACGAGAAAGAUGGUGUCGUCUCCGGUGGUAAACACUUACCCUCUUUCCAACUACACCUUCGGGGCGAAGGAGCCCAAGAUGGAGAAGGACACGUCCGUGGCCGAUCGUCUCGCCCGCAUGAAACUCAACUAUAUGAAAGAAGGCAUGCGGACAAGUGUUGAAGGGAUAUUGUUGGUGCAGGAGCACAACCACCCACAUAUACUUCUACUGCAAAUAGGAAAUACUUUCUGUAAACUCCCUGGUGGACGUCUGAAACCUGGAGAAAAUGAAAUUGAGGGCCUGAAGCGGAAACUUUCAAGCAAACUUGCUCCAAGUUCAGCUUCUUUCCAGCCUAAUUGGCAGAUCGGGGAGUGUGUUGCGACGUGGUGGAGGCCAAACUUUGAGACAGUAAUGUACCCAUACUGCCCUCCUCACAUUACUAAGCCAAAGGAAUGCAAGAAACUUUUCAUCGUUCACCUCUCAGAAAGAGAGUAUUUUGCUGUUCCCAAAAACUUGAAGUUGCUUGCUGUUCCAUUAUUUGAACUGUAUGACAAUGUUCAGAGGUAUGGACCUGUUAUCUCUACAAUUCCUCAACAGCUCUCAAGGUUCCAGUUCAACAUGGUCACAUCAUGAAACUACUGGAUUUAAGUGGAUCAUAUUGAAGUUGCUUUAAGUAGAAAACCAGUGACCCUGAUUUAACUAGAUGUUGUUUGAUGCAUGAUACUUUUGAGGGUUUAAUUAUGCUUGUAUGGGAAUUUGCACCUCUUCAAUUUUCAUUAAGUUGUAAGUUCUAACAA